GUCUUCAUUAGAAGCCGGUUCUAAUCGUGAAGUUGACUUUGGGGAAGUUUAUUUCUACGUUUAAAAUAUCGAUAAUUUUGUAGCACUGAGUUAUAUAAAAAAACACCUAAAAACUAUUCUGCCAGUUUUGGCUUACCACUAAGAAAGCCCCAUACUUGGCGUGUGUAGUUCAUGUUAGUCAACGAACAGUGGAUACCAUCCAGUGGUCUUGGUUUUGGUUGAUGGCUUGAUGUUCCACCUGGUACUUUGCCUCUGCCAGCAUCAAGUAUGAGCAGGGAAACCGAAGGCCUGGUUUCUGAAAGUUUGGUCAGAGAGAGCAUUCACAAGACCACCUAUAACGACACGGAGCCGACCAUCGUCGGCGACUACGGGGGUGAACGGUCUGGCGGGUGUCCCGGCAUUGGACUUGACGGCAAAGACGGCGUUGAUGAAGUGCAUCAAGCUGACCCCGGGGAAUUUGAGCCGUGCCACCCCGACGAACCCAAAAGUCUCUACCCAGUACGGGAGCUCCGGGAGUUGAAAAAGCGCAGCCUCGAACCAAAUCGUCGCAACUCCAGAUCACCGUCGGGCCAAAAGAAGAUCGAAGCAGCCAAGCAGCAGCCCUCUGCAGCCCGGCCACCAAACCCCCUCGAAAAUUGGCCGCUUUACGCUCUCAUCAUUCUAGUCUGCCUGGCUGCCCUGUAUCUGCAAAACUUCCUCAGAGGAGGAGGAGUCACCCCUUCGUCCACACUGUCGCCAGGAGAUCGUCGGAUGGUCACGCUCAGGGAGCACCUCCGGAGCCUCAGGGACACGUUCGGUGACCAGCCUGAACACAACUGGCAGAUCAUCCGCACCUCCGUCGUGGACAUGCUGAACGGAACGGACGUUUACUCGGGCCCCGCCGUCAUCCUCCUCCUGGCGUCCGAAAAGAAUGAACGCUUCGCCAAGUGCCUUGCGGAACAAGUGGCGACAGCCCUGUCGUUCACCUUCGAAGACGACGGCCGGUAUGGCACAAUAGCACCGGACGACUUGGAGAUCUCCGAAGAUGUGGCGACGCACGUGAUAGAGAACAGGUGCCGGGAGACCAUCGAGAAGCACCGCUGGCACGUGGUGCUUGCCUCGCACCUGGAGAAGUGGAAGCCGGACGCUGCCAUGAUGCUGCACCCUUUGUGCGACCAGGAGAACGCACUGUACAAGAAUGCAACGUACAUCCUGACAGUGUUCGCAAAGCACGAGGCAGUGGCAGGCAAGAGGGAGCGUAAGGAGUACGACAAGCUCGCCGAGGAUGCGCUCAACCGUGCCUGGGGUGCAAUGGACACAAACCAGAGGCACGCCAUCAUCAGCAGGGUGACGGGCAACGUCGUGCUGGUGCGGGACGACUCCGCGUCUUGCAUUGCUCGCAGCUAGGACCCCCUCUGCCUUUCGAUUCGUGGGCUGCGACCGUAAAGUCUCGGAGUUUGAAACCUCUACCACUGCAUCUUGGGCGGUGCGACAUGGUUUUGCUUCUCCAGAAACCCAUGCCACAUCAGGACGGCGUUUCACCUGGCCUCGGAUGAUUUUGUGAAGUGCUCGAAGAUGGCUGCCCCACUCUCUGUUAAACAGUCCUAAGCUGAGGUUCAAUUUGGCUCUAGGCUGAGCGAGAAAGUAUUCCGGAGUGUUGACGAAUUGUUGCAUUGUUGGUUCGAUUUUACGAGUGGCAUUGAAACACAAGUCUAUAUGUUGCUGUUUUGACCAUUUGAUAUCUGCUUCUCCACAUGGCACACAGAUGGAGUUGUGGUUGGAAAUAUUCACCAUUUUUGCUGUGGCGGCACUCGGAUAGCUUUCUUUUUAAUACUCAAUCGCAAACUUCAUGAGAGCAAAAUUGAAUGUAAGCAUUUAUCUUUUCAUGAAAUAUUUAUUUUCUUUUCAACUUGUUUAUUUACAUCGAAUGACUACUUGAUAGAUGAACUGCUGAGAAGAAAUGAAGCCUGCAAAAGUGGUGUGCAUUUCUGGGUUUAAGUUUGAGUGCCUGACAUGGUGUGGGUGUAGCAACUCAUGAGAUAUUGUCAAGAAGGUCUUUAUGCGGUUCUGUUGGAAAGUCUACAGUUGCUUUGUUCACUAUUGUCAGUGUGCUGCUGACUCUCUGACUGUGCCAAUGUUAAUCACAGGAGUGGGAUAAGUACUAAAGUUUUUGGAAGCAGUA
Ixodes scapularis (black-legged tick) is the source of this 2161-nucleotide messenger RNA. RefSeq names its product torsin-1A-interacting protein 1. Lineage: Eukaryota; Metazoa; Arthropoda; Arachnida; Ixodida; Ixodidae. Bases 268 to 1386 code for a protein of 372 amino acids. The record is from RefSeq and is a predicted model, not a curated record. The transcript has 3 exons. Gene Ontology annotation, cellular component: membrane. Gene Ontology annotation, biological process: membrane organization. Gene Ontology annotation, molecular function: ATPase activator activity.